AUGAGAUACAUGCUUUCUGUGAUUGUGUCUGGCUUAGUAUAUUCCCUCUGGCGACUUGGAUUCUCAAUCUACAUUUUCAUAGCCAAUGUGAAGAGAUACUUUUUGAUAGACUUCUACGGUGACAAGAUUAUAUCGUACUUUUUAGCCACGGGUACAGCGGCAGGAUUGGCUGUAACCAAAGAUUUGAAUGCAUUUUUCAAUCAACAAUUGGAGGAUUAUGAAAUUGACGAAUUUUGCUCAAAGGGGUACGCAUCGGCGAGUCUCGUCCUCAUUGCAUUCCUAUGCACCGCCAUUUUAUCAGUCAUGUCUUCUUAUGCAAUCGCCGCUAAUGCCAAGCCAUCUCUCUAA
This is a messenger RNA of Cannabis sativa, 348 nucleotides long. Its product is annotated as CASP-like protein 4D2. The coding region runs from base 1 to 348 and encodes 115 amino acids. Lineage: Eukaryota; Viridiplantae; Streptophyta; Magnoliopsida; Rosales; Cannabaceae. The transcript has 3 exons. The record is from RefSeq and is a predicted model, not a curated record.